AUGCCCUCUCUUACGAACAUGGCCUUGCAACACUGCAUUUCAGCAGCACCAGCAGGAGGCUUACUCGGAGAAAGAGUGCCAGGGCUACGUCAAAGGCCUGUAUCGUCAACUUCAUCCCCUACAGGCGAGGAAGCUGAUAAAUCGACGGACAAAACCCAGAAGAGCUUGAACGUCGGACUCCUGAGUGAGGACUCUUCAACGGAGGAGAAAUGGGCUCAAGGAGUGAUCGAGGAAGGUCGAAGCGAUGCUGCUGCUCGUGAUUUGAAUGCCCCAAAUCCUCCACAGCAAAAUGAUGGGGAGAAUCAGCAGAGCAGGGUCAACAAGGAAGACAAUAAAGCAGGUGCUGCGUGCAGCCCGGGAUGCAGGAAAGAUUGGUUAAAAGAUGGCUGGUGCGACACUCUUUGCAACACGGAGGCUUGCAACUUCGACGAAGGGGACUGCACGGGAUGGUGUUCGGGGGACUGUAAGCCCUCAUGGCAAGGUGACGGGCUGUGUGAUGCCGCAUGCUAUGUAGCUGCAUGCAACUGGGACGCAGGCGACUGCGCAGCGUGGAAAGAGCAGGGAGUCCAGCCUUUGGAACGCAGAGCUUUGCAGCAGAAGCAAAAAAUGCUGAAGCAGCACCGACUUCAGCUUCCAAAAUGCAAAUGUGAACGCAGGUUACUCGUCAACGGAUCGUGUACCCCAGAAUGCAAUGUCCCUGAGUGCCUCUUCGAUGGCGGCGAAUGCCUUGAUAUGUGUAAUGCUAACUGCUCGAAGUCCUGGCUGGGCGAUGGAGACUGUGAUCGCGAAUGCGAUAAUCCCGAAUGCGGUCAUGACAAAGGCGACUGCGACAGCAAGACGAAUGCCUCGAUGCAAGCCAUUCGUAAGAAAAACGGCAACAAUAAAAUCUGUGACUCAUCGUGCCGGUUAUGGAUGAUUGGUAAUGGGGUCUGCGAUAGCCAGUGCAACAACAUCGCGUGCGGCUACGACUCUGGGGACUGCGACAACGUCACUGCAGUAGUCGAGGUAGAUUACUCUGUAAAACCUGAGGCGGUGUACCAAUUUUGUGCCAAAGAGUGGAUUGGAGAUGGGCACUGCGAUCCUAAUUGCUACAACAAACCCAGUAGGUGGGAUGGGGGCGACUGUGAGGGUACAGCACUGGAGAAAGAGCAGGCUGCAAAGGGUAUCGGGCCUCAAUUUGACCAAUGA
Molecule: messenger RNA, 1188 nt
Organism: Eimeria necatrix
Lineage: Eukaryota; Apicomplexa; Conoidasida; Eucoccidiorida; Eimeriidae
Product: notch (DSL) domain-containing protein, putative
Exons: 3
Coding region: 1-1188 (395 amino acids)
Source: RefSeq, a predicted model, not a curated record